Messenger RNA from Psilocybe cubensis, 723 nucleotides. RefSeq lists its product as uncharacterized. Gene Ontology annotation, molecular function: threonine-type endopeptidase activity. The record is from RefSeq and is a predicted model, not a curated record. Gene Ontology annotation, cellular component: proteasome core complex. NCBI's taxonomy places the organism in Eukaryota, Fungi, Basidiomycota, Agaricomycetes, Agaricales, Agrocybaceae. Bases 1 to 723 code for a protein of 240 amino acids. The transcript is spliced from 6 exons.
AUGGACCACAUCGACUUUAAUCGUCUCAAGACCGGCGAGGUCAAUCUGGGUACCUCAAUUAUGGCAGUCCAAUUCGACGGCGGAGUCGUUAUUGGCGCUGACAGUCGUACAACGACUGGAAGCUACAUUGCUAACCGUGUUACAGACAAGCUUACGCACGUCCAUGAUCGCAUAUAUUGCUGUCGUUCAGGCUCAGCAGCUGAUACCCAAGCUGUCGCUGACAUUGUACAUUAUUCCCUUCAAAUGUACAGCCAAGCUGCAGGCAAACCACCUUCGGUGCACACCGCGGCUGCGAUAUUCCAAAAGCUUUGCUACGAGAACAAGGACGCGCUGAGUGCUGGUAUUAUUGUGGCAGGAUGGGACGAUAGUGUUGGACCGAGUGUUUACAAUAUUCCCCUUGGUGGUGGAUUGUUCCGUCAACCAUGGGCAAUCGGAGGCUCUGGCUCAACUUAUGUCUAUGGAUACUGUGAUGCUACAUAUAAAGAAGGUUGGGGACGCGACGAAACAGUCAACUUUGUCAAGAAUACCCUUUCACUAGCUAUGUCUCGGGACGGUUCAUCUGGAGGUGUUAUUCGUAUGUGUGUCAUCACAAAAGACAACGUUGAGAGAUUGUUUGUUCCCGGAAACGAACUCCCUAAAUUCUGGGAAGGACAUGAAGUUCUGGGCGCUGCUCCUAAGCUUGGGAAGGUUGUCCCUGAUGUCGUACCUAUGGCCGUAGAAUGA